UUUGAAUUCCAACAAUGAGUUACUGACUCUGUCUUUAAAGGAAGUAACAGCUCACCACUCACGUCUUAAUGAUUCUUCUUCACAGCUUUUAGAUUCGUUAGCACUGGCCCCGUUUUGUCUGAAUGCAGCUGUUUUAUUGCUGCUGAGGAUGAAGCAGAUGUGGCAACACUCGCUCUUCAGCUGCGGCCUGAUCGUGGGAUUUCUCACGCUUCACAUACUGUUGGAAUCCAAGUUCGCCACCGUCCGGACUGUGGCGUACGACGGCGACGGGCUGCGGCGCGUUCACACAGCUGUGAACAAGAGCUCAGACAGACCUUCAUCUAAUGGCGCACGAGUCCUAUGUUGGAUUAUGACGGGACCCAAGAACAUCGAGUCUCGUGUCAGGCACAUCAGACAAUCCUGGGCCCAGCGCUGCGGCACUGUAUUGUACAUGAGCUCAGUGGAGACAGACUUUCCCACCGUGGGGCUGAAUGUAAGUGAAGGGAGGGAGAACCUGUACUGGAAAACCAUCAGAGCCCUUCAGUAUAUCCACCAGCACCACCUGAAUGACGCAGACUGGUUUCUAAAAGCAGAUGAUGACACAUUUGUGGUUGUAGAAAAUCUUGUCCAUGUCUUGGCCAAGUUUGAUCCAGAGGAGCCACUGUAUCUGGGCAGACAUUAUGCCCCAUUCGUUAGGCAGGGCUACAUGAGUGGAGGCGCAGGGUACGUACUCAGUAAGGAGGCACUGAGAAGGUUUGUCCAAGGCUUCAGCACAGGGAGUUGCAGCCACUCUUCCACCAUAGAGGACCUGGCUCUGGGGCAAUGUAUGGAGAAGAUGAAGGUGCAGCCAGCGGACUCUAGGGACCUGAGAAAAAGGCAGACAUUCCAUCCGUACCCUCCAGACUACUACUUGCUCAGACAGCCACAGCGGCCGAGGCCCUGGUACCUGCUGUACGAACACUACCCUCCAGUUGAGGGUCCAGGCUGCUGCUCAGACUUUGCCGUGUCCUUUCACUACAUACAUUCUGUGCAGCUGUAUGUUUUGCAAUAUUUAACGUAUCAUCUGCGUCCAUAUGGCUACAAAUAUAGAUACAACCCUGAUGAGAAAAUUGAAGGUAACAGCAUAUAUGUGUCACAUAAAAUACAGACAUUUGCAUCAAAACCUCUGCACUAAUUCUUUAUUAUUAGCUUGUUUCAGAGCAACACUAACAUUUGUUCUAUGUUACAUUUAUAUUUAAUAUAGAGUUAUUUGGGCAUUUUAGUAUUAUUGUGUGUCUGUGGGGUGUGUUCAUGAGUAGGACACAAAAUUAUCAGUCAGCGAAGCAAACUGAAAAUCUGCUUAUGACGCACUAACGAGGUUCUACAUGAGACCACGCCCAUGAAAAACCUACUGAUCUACAACGUGGCAGCUAAACACAGACACAAACGUGUAUUUUUUUAACCACGGACAAGAUUGAACGCUGGAGUGGAGGCCCUCAUGUACACACAUCACUUCAGACUUGUGCAGUGCUGGUUUCCGACACAGUGAAUUCCUCAGCCAUAGGGUUCUGUUCUUAAUUCUAAUUAUUUUUCACAAUAUUUCAGUUAUGUUGUACUGUUUUUGUUUCUGGCAUCUGUGGCUUCUUAUGGGUUGGAUUAAAGUUCAUGUUUGUGUCUACAGAGCAGUAAAGAAAUAAACACAAUGUGUUGUAACUAAUGUCCUGCUGUAAACUGGAGGUUUACAUCCAGACUCUUAACGUGAGCCUAGAUCAGAGCAUGUCAAAGAUCAAUCAACAGUUGUGAGACACGUACAGAGCAGUAAAUCAAACAAUGCAAUCACUGUAAUGUUUGAAACAGUAGAUUCUGUAACUGGAUGGAUUUGGUUAAUAUCAAGAUUAGUUACAGUUAAAUGCAGACUAAGUUAAUGUUGUUACUCACACACUUACAAUAAGAACUUGGACUAAGGCUGACAUGGAGCUCUAGACUAAGAACAGACCACAGAAAACUGUAUAAGCAGAACUGUAUCAAUCUGGGAAAUACGUGGAAAUGAGCGCAGGGGAAUGAGUAGCAGACUUCUCCUGUGACACUUAUACAUAUAAAUGUGUGAAUUUGUUUAAAUAUGGUCUGUGUCUGUGCCGAGUCAGGCAAACAGGCUUGCAACUCAUGAUUGAUUUAAACAGAAUUCUUAAUUAGUUGAUAAACAUAAUUGUUGGCAAUAUUAUAAUUACAGUUAAAUAACCAUUAGAUUAUAUUUAGAUUUUGAAAGGUGAAACAAUGUUGAUGAAGCAGCGUUAUUUUAAUGUUGCAUUAUGGUUGAUCGUCAAUGUUACAUUUAAGCUGAUUUACGGUCAUUCAUCAAUGUUACAUUUAUGUUGAUUUAUGGUUAAUUAUCAACGUUACGUUGAUUUAUAGUCAUUUAUCAACGUCACGUUGAUUUAUUUAUUUUUUUAAUUAACACUGAAUUUGUGUUGAUUUAUGGGUUUUUUUAUCAACUUUGCAUUUAUGUUGAAAAACCUGUUAAUUUCUAAAGAUGAAAGACAUUGAAAAACCUGUUAAAACAUGGCUGUGUACCAAACUGUGAGUGAGCAGACCCAGAGACUAGUUGCAGAACAGGCAAUAUUUAAUGCUGGAGUAGAGAGGUGAAAACGUAGAGGUGGGAAGUUCCAUUUUUUUAACAGACUCCAAUCUUUAACUCUCAAAACAGUAAAGUGAACACAUUUUGAGUCAUUUGUUCAUUUUGUUAAUUUACAGCAGGUGGCGCUGUAAGUGUUGAAGACAAUCUGUAAUUUUAAUAUUAAUAUAUUUUUAAUUUCAAUUAAUAUUUUUUAGCCUUUUGACAACCAUUAGCAUUAAAUGUUGUUUCAACCUUUCAUUAACGCCACAAAAACCAUGUCUCAACGUCGAUUUAUAAGCAUUUUGUCAACCUUUUUACAACUGUUAGUAUUAACGUUGUUUCAACAUUUUAUCAACGCCAUGAAAACAACUGAAAUUUUUGCAACCAUAUGUCAAAGUUGAUUAAUAGGUAUUUUGUCAGCCUCUUUUAGCAUUAGCAUUAAACAUUGUUUUGAAAAAAAGAAAGUUUGAAUGACUCACCCUUCAGAAAACACAACCCUGUUUGUUUACAUUACAGACAGUAUGAAACUAAAAUGUAAAUUAUAAAAAGGCCACUGAAAGGACAAAUGGGUACAAGCAGCAAGAACAUCCAAACCAUCCAAUAAUUCAACAGUAAAAACAAAAGUUCAUAAUAAUGUUACUAACAGGAGUAUGCAGUUGGCUUUAUUCGCAUUAUUGGGUUAUUUUAACAUGACAUCAACUCAGAAUAAAAAUACAAAACAAUAAUACAAACGUUUGCGUUUCCACCUAAGACAAUGCUAGUAUACAUUAAUCAUCUAUCGGCAGCUGCUCUUAUCUAGAACUAUGAUACUUUGGCUCUGCCGUAAUGUAUCUGGGCUCUGUGUCACAAAGAAGGGUCAUGCUCUUGUUCAGAACUUGAAUCAAACAGUUUAAUAUCAACACAUCACACAGAACUGAGCUAAGCUGGUAGAAACCAGCACAUCUACUUCAGCCUGACAAACAGCAUUCGUCACAGUAGUUAUAAACGUGAAGUGUUCAGCUCAACAACCAGGCCCCAUCCGGGUCUAUGCUACAGGCCCUUCCAUUCCCACCAUGUCUCAUUUUAGCUGUAUCACCAGAACUGCUCAUAUUACUGAUUGUGAUUUUAUGAUUUCAUCUGAGUUGGCACAGAGAAACACACCUACAUCAUCUGCAUAGAAACACGGCACAUGAUCAUGGUUUGUUAACCAUGAAGUAAAUCAGCAGACUUAACCACUACAGAGCUGUGUUGUAUGGAACAGGAGCUACCCUUAACCCUUCUUUGUGAAACAGGGCCCUGAGGAUUAGGCCAAGUAACGGAGAUAAUGUUUGGUACAGGAGGUCAGACCUGGCAGAAGGACACAGUGUGAACGCUGCUGAGGAGGAAGCUCUCCACGUCUUUCCCACAGCAUCUGGCCUCACUACAGUCCAGGUCCUCAGUCCAUUCUGUUCCUUAUUGAUGUCAAUGGAGUUUGGGAAAUCCACAGUAACCCUGUCAUGAGACCUAUUACGUGUAAACACAGAAACUCCUGCAGCUGGAUUCUGUUUCAAAGUUAUUAGCGUUGCCCUGACAGCCUCCGUACCAGAACUGGGCACAUGCAUUAGCCUCAGGGUCGUAGUACCACUUGACCACAUACAGUCGACAAGGACCCGGUUCCAAAGGCUUCCUGCACCCCCCAUCUGAAGCGACAGAACAAAUGACAAUUAUUCAGCAUUGAACUUCUAGUCGUUACCAUCUGGCAGCAUCUUGAGCCUACGUUGGCCCUCAUCUUCCCUCCACCCUCCUUCCCCAGUGCUGUGUAAUCAGAUGAGACUUCAUCUGGUUGUUUUUUCCCUUUGUCUCUGUAAUGCCAUGACUCUUCAAGCUUUUUGUUUCUUGGAUGCCAUCCGUUGUUCUUUAUUGCUUCACCAUGUUGAGUCAAGCCAUAUUUUGAAAUUAUGAUAAACAUUUGUAGCUUGUCUUGUGAUUUUCCUAACAAACCUUGUUUCUGUGCUUAUUAUUGUGCUUGUUUUUGUGUGUUUGUGUCAUAAUUCAAUUCAAUUUUAUUUUUUAUAAUGCUUAAUUAAACCUGUAAACCUC
Messenger RNA from Betta splendens (Siamese fighting fish), 4630 nucleotides. It is a transcript of the gene c1galt1a, whose product is annotated as core 1 synthase, glycoprotein-N-acetylgalactosamine 3-beta-galactosyltransferase 1a. The record is from RefSeq and is a predicted model, not a curated record. NCBI's taxonomy places the organism in Eukaryota, Metazoa, Chordata, Actinopteri, Anabantiformes, Osphronemidae. The coding region runs from base 149 to 1153 and encodes 334 amino acids. The transcript is spliced from 3 exons. Gene Ontology annotation, cellular component: membrane. Gene Ontology annotation, molecular function: N-acetylgalactosaminide beta-1,3-galactosyltransferase activity.